Molecule: messenger RNA, 2118 nt
Organism: Amblyraja radiata (thorny skate)
Lineage: Eukaryota; Metazoa; Chordata; Chondrichthyes; Rajiformes; Rajidae
Product: testicular spindle-associated protein SHCBP1L
Exons: 10
Coding region: 1-1848 (615 amino acids)
Biological process (GO): male meiosis cytokinesis; spermatogenesis
Cellular component (GO): meiotic spindle
Source: RefSeq, a predicted model, not a curated record
AUGGCGUCGGCCUCUACCGAGACGGACACCUCCUGCGAAAGCAGCCAGAGCCAGGCGGCAGAAGUUGAGCUGGAUGAUAAAAGUGCAGGAAAAAACAGUGGGGCCAGUUCUGUUCGCCCGUUGACUUCAUCUCCUCGGCCGGUAAAAGCGGCACAGCGGGAGCUGAAGCGCAGACCGACGGAAUCGGAGGAGGUGGAAGAAGCGCACGUUCUGCCCUCGGUUUACGUGUCAACUGUCAAAUUCACCCCAGAGAGCAGGAUGAACCUGUACUGCGAUCACAUUUUAGCUUCUUGCAAGGCGGAAGAAGCAGAUGAAGCUAUGAGCAAGUACCUCACUGAAAAGCUACGUGCCAAAAGCACAUGGUUGGGAGUAUGGAAAACAAAUCCUGAGCUUUUCUUUGUAAAGUAUGAUGAAGGAUCUAUACCAUAUGUUGGUAUUUUAGUUGAGGUUACAUGUAGGCCACGACAGAGCCAAUCUUCUCAUCUGCGAGCUAAAGUAUCAGUUAUAGAACCAUAUUCUUCUAAUAUCGCUAAUCUACCAAGAGAACUUGUUGAGGAAGUUUUGGAUGAGUUAGACCACUGUGUUCCAUUGUUGGAAGUUUAUCCAAUAGAUGAUCAGGAUCCUGUUGUAUGCAGUAUUGCUCAAGCUCUGGAAAAUGUUAGGUUUUUUUAUGAUUUUCUAUGGAGAGAUUGGGAUGAUGAGGAAGGCUGUGAAAAUUACACUGCACUAAUAGAGGAGCGCAUACGUUUAUUUUAUGAUAUUCAAGACGGUACAAUACCAGGCCCUGUAGGCCAAAGAUUUAAAAGAACUCUGGAAAAAUAUAGGAACAAACGUGUAGAGCUGAUUGAGUACCAGAGCAAUAUAAGAGAAGACCCAUCAGCAGCUGAAGCAGUGGAAUGUUGGAAAAAAUACUAUGAGAUCCUAAUGAUUUGUGGAUUAUUAAAAAUCUGGGAAGAUUUGCGUCUUAGAGCACAUGGGCCUUUCUUCCCACGAAUACUACGACGCAGGAAAGGGCAAAGACCUUCUGGAAAAGUUGUUACUCAUAUUGUGGCAAAUAUGAUGACAGCUGACAUGGUUAAGGAUUUCUCUGCUCAUACGCUGAUUCAACAACAUGAUAACUUGGACGCAUCCUUGGAUAAUUGUUUCAGUGGUGACACAGUAGUAAUUUUUCCAGGAGAGUAUCAUGCUUCAGGAUUUGGAAUGCUAACAGAUGAUAUCAUCAUAAAAGGCGCUGGAAACCGUGAAGAAAUCGUAAUCUUAUCAGAUCCUACACAAGACAAUUUUGUCGCAUCUAAAUCCCAAAACAUUAGCUUAAUUCACCUUACUUUAGUACAGAAGGGAACUACUGAUGGCAUUGUGGUAGUAGAAUCAGGUCACAUGAUGCUUGAAGACUGUCUUUUGAAAUGCGAAGGCACUGGAGUUUGUGUACUCACAGGAGCAGCCUUAACCAUGAAAAACUGCGAAUUGACAGGAGCUCAGGGACCAGGUGUUGAGCUAUAUCCAGGAAGUGUUGCUUCUUUAGAAGGAAAUAAUAUACACAAAUGCAGUAAUAUUAAAAGUUCUGAUGUCCUCAAGAGCAUGUUAGGUGGAAUUAAACUGAAGGUUCUGCCACCACCAAAACUGAAGCUCCAUAACAAUUAUGUUCAUUCCAACAAUGGCUACGGUGUUACCAUAAUUCAGCCGGAUGAUAGAUAUUGUCAUGAUGCAGAUGAGAAUGUAUUGGAAUGUGCUGCAGGAGGUGAUAAGAGGGAUGAUCUUGUCAAAGCAAUGCAGAAUAUGAGUCUUGAAAUGAACAAUAAUAAGUUUGAAAACAAUUCAAUGGGAGAAAUAGGCGUAAUUGUUUGUUAAUUACUCUGAUGGGAAAUACUGCAAAUUAGAAAUGGUUGAAUUAGUCUUGAGUCAAAAACAGAUCCGUAAUUAACUGUUAACAUUUGUUCAAUAUUUUUUAUUUGUAAUGAAUACAUCAUUUAAGAAAGCAGUAUACCUCACAUUUAAACUCAAAAACAAAAAUUAAAAACGGUUCAUACGUUCUGUAUAUUAAACUAUUUAAUCUAGCUUCUCCAUCAACAUAUUGCGCAAUAUGAGUGAUCUGUUCAUUAUCUGUGGUUUUAAAACUUU